AUGGAGGAAGAAGAGGAGAUUCUCAUCAGGACCAUCCUGACCUCCCCAGAUGAAGAAAAGGAGACACCCAAGAGGAGCAAGAAGAGGAAGAAGAGGAUAACAUCCAGCUCCUCUAAGAAGAAGUCUCUGAAUCAACAGAUCAUUCCAGUGGAUGAAGAUGUGACUACACAUGAAAAAUGUGCCAAGGAGAGAAAAGUCAUCCUCAUCUCUUUAAAAGAUGCAAAGAAGCCACAGAUCAAGAGAGAAGACAAGGUUCUGAAGACAGAAGUCCAGCAGGAGGACCAGAGAGUCUCAGGAUUCAUAUCCUUAUUUGCUGUUUAUCAGACAAAUGAAAUUUUGGAGCUGCAGAGGAUGAGGAUGAAGGAAGAGAUCCGAGAGUACAAGUUCCGAGAAGCCAGACUCCUCCAGGAUUAUACAGAGCUGGAAGAAGAGAACAUCACAUUACAGAAACUAGUGUCCACCUUAAAGCAAAACCAGGUGGAAUACGAAGGCUUGAAACAUGAGAUUAAGCGAUUUGAGGAGGAUACAGUGCUGCUGAACAGUCAGCUGGAAGAUGCAAUUCGAUUGAAGGAGAUUGCUGAACAUCAGCUGGAAGAAGCCCUGGACACCUUAAAAAAUGAAAGAGAACAAAAAAUUAAUCUCAGAAAAGAACUCUCCCAAUACAUAAAUAUCAAUGACAGCAUGUAUAAUAACCACAUUAAUAUUACAGUAGAUGGACUGAAAUUCUCUGAGGAUGGAGAAUCCAAUAAUGAGGACAAAAUGAAUGGACACAUCCAUCCCCCUAUUGCAAAACUGAAUGGCGACUAUCGGACUCCUGCAGUUCGAAAAGGGGAGUCACUGCAUCCUGUUUCUGAUCUUUUCAGUGAGUUGAAUAUUUCGGAAAUGCAAAAACUCAAACAGCAGCUUAUUCAGGUGGAACGGGAGAAGGCAAUAUUACUAACCAACCUGCAAGAGUCUGAGACUCAGUUGGAACAUACAAAAGGAGCCUUAACUGAGCAACAUGAGCGGGUUCAUAGACUUACAGAACAUGUGAACACAAUGAGGAGGCUUCACAGUGGCAAAGAGUUGGACUCUGAUAAAGCUAAAGUUUCAGAAGAUGAAACCCAUGACUAUGAAGUAGAUAUCAAUGGACUGGAGAUCUUGGAGUGCAAAUAUAAAGUAGCAGUAACCGAGGUGAUAGACCUCAAAGCUGAACUAAAAGCCUUAAAAGAAAAAUACAAUAAACAUAUAGAGGGCUACACAGAGGAGAAAUCAAAGUUGAACUCGAGAAUCCAGAUGUAUGAUGAACAAGUAACAGGACUUGAGAGGGCAAGUAAGGAAAGUGGAGAAAAACUACUUGUUAUGGAGAAGGAGCUUCAGAUUAUGACUGCUAUUGCAAAUGAAACCCAUAAUACCCUUAAUACUGCUCAAGAUGAGCUAGUGACUUUUAGUGAAGAACUAGCCCAACUCUACCACCAUGUUUGUCUCUGCAACAAUGAAACACCAAAUAGAGUUAUGUUGGACUACUAUAGGCAAAGUAAAGUAACUCGCACUGGAAGUUUAAAAGGUCCUGAUGACCCUCGAGGACUACUUUCACCAAGGCUAGCUAGGAGAGGUUUGGCUUCUCCACUUGAAGCGAGAAGUCCGUCUGAACCAGUACCAAAUGAUAGCAUAGAAUCCAGCAAAGAACUAACCCCUCAGAAGUCUGCUACUGUAUCCCCUGUCAUCACUGCCCCCCCAUCCUCCCCUGUAUCUGACGCUAGCGAUAUUCGUAAAGAGCCAAUGAACAUCUACAACCUCAAUGCCAUUAUCAGGGAUCAAAUCAAACACUUACAGAAGGCUGUGGACAGGUCCUUACAACUGUCACGUCAGCGAGCUGCAGCUAGGGAACUAGUGCCCAUGAUUGAUAAAGACAAAGAAGCCUUAAUGGAAGAGAUUCUCAAACUGAAGUCUCUGCUUAGUACCAAACGAGAGCAAAUAGCAACCCUCAGAGCAGUAUUAAAAGCAAACAAACAGACUGCAGAAGUAGCACUUGCAAACCUUAAAAAUAAGUAUGAAAACGAGAAGACCAUGGUAACUGAAACGAUGAUGAAACUACGGAACGAGCUGAAGGCAUUAAAAGAGGAUGCUGCCACCUUCUCAUCACUAAGAGCCAUGUUUGCCACCAGAUGUGAUGAAUAUGUGACACAGCUAGAUGAAAUGCAGAGACAGCUGGCAGCCGCGGAGGAUGAGAAGAAGACUUUGAAUUCUCUGUUAAGGAUGGCAAUCCAGCAAAAGCUAGCGCUCACGCAGAGAUUGGAAGAUCUAGAGUUUGACCAUGAGCAAUCCUGGCGUACCAAAGGCAAGACAGGAAAAACCAAGAUCGGUAGCCCCAAACAGUUCCCAGCUCCAGUUGCAAGAAAUCCGCUUCACACGUAUUGCACCAAGCUCCCAUUCCAAGCAACGCACGACAGGCCACCACUCAGGGUCCCAACAGGAAUUUCCGCAUCAGCCAACUCCAGCCCAGAAAAGCCUUCUGCACUUCUCUUCCACCAGCUGUCAGCUUCGAGGAGCACAGGGCAACUUAAUUCACAAUGCUUCUUUCCGCUGCAGGCUUCCAGCCAAAGUUUUACACACAGCCCGGAAUCUUCUAGCUCACGACUACAGAAAAACUUCAGUUUUACAGCAUCAUCAUCAUCAUCACCACCACCCAGAACCAGAGACCCUCACUCUAUAACUUCCACAUGUUCCAGGCAAAAAGGUAACCACAUUCUGCUUGCUGCGUGUUCCCCCAGAUACAUGCAGCCACGACAAACUUACUAUCCAUAUAUUGAAUCAAGGCUUCAUGAAACAAGGGUCCUUACCCCAAGACCUUUAAAACCUAGUUAUACAGAACACACUGACCUCAGUGAAAGAUUAUUUAGUCCUGAAUCAAACCAGUGA
Molecule: messenger RNA, 2901 nt
Organism: Bufo gargarizans (Asiatic toad)
Lineage: Eukaryota; Metazoa; Chordata; Amphibia; Anura; Bufonidae
Gene: BICD1
Product: BICD cargo adaptor 1
Exons: 8
Coding region: 1-2901 (966 amino acids)
Biological process (GO): microtubule anchoring at microtubule organizing center; protein localization to organelle; positive regulation of receptor-mediated endocytosis
Cellular component (GO): Golgi apparatus; cytosol
Molecular function (GO): dynein complex binding; dynactin binding; dynein intermediate chain binding
Source: RefSeq, a predicted model, not a curated record